Molecule: messenger RNA, 2051 nt
Organism: Hippocampus comes (tiger tail seahorse)
Lineage: Eukaryota; Metazoa; Chordata; Actinopteri; Syngnathiformes; Syngnathidae
Gene: bcap29
Product: B cell receptor associated protein 29
Exons: 8
Coding region: 154-870 (238 amino acids)
Biological process (GO): endoplasmic reticulum to Golgi vesicle-mediated transport; intracellular protein transport
Cellular component (GO): endoplasmic reticulum; endoplasmic reticulum membrane
Source: RefSeq, a predicted model, not a curated record
GGAAGCAUAGAGGCGGUUGCAUGAAGCAGGAAGUGUGUGUGGCAAACAGAUCGACUGAUACAACUUUGUGCUCCCAGUAUUGUUUUAGUCAAAAGUUGGAAAGUCCGUUGAGACGUCGAUUGUGCGCUUUCCUGUUGACCUAACCUCCGAAAGAUGACGCUGCAAUGGACCGCUGUGGCCCUCUUCCUCUAUAUGGAGAUAGGCAUCCUUUGCAUCCUCUGCCUGCCCUUCAUCUCAGCUAAGCGGUGGCAGAGCAUUUUCAAUUUGAGGAUCUGGAGCCCGGUUGCCCACUUUUCAAACAAAGUCUUCCUUACAAUGAUUAUCAUACUUAUUGUCCUUUUCCUUGAUGCAGUACGCGAGGUGAGAAAGUACUCGGUUAAAAAUCUCGGCACAGAUGCCAAGCUGCUGCCCAACAUGCAUGACCACAUGCAUAUGAAGCUUUUCCGGGCACAGCGGAACCUUUACAUAUCUGGCUUCGCCGUCUUCCUCUGGCUGGUUAUGAAGCGAGUGGUUACCUUGAUUAACCAACUGGCUUCAGUGUCUGGGACCACCACUGCCCUGCAGGCGCAGGCUGAAAAUGCAAACAAAACUGCCCAAAAGUACUUGGAAGACAACGAGCUGCUGAAGAAGACGCUGAUGGAGGGGGCGGGAGAUAAAGCAACAGCGGAGGGCAUGGAGCUCUUGAGGAAAGAGGUGGAGAAAUUGAAAGACGAACUGAAGACGUCAGAAGAUGCGCUGAAGAAGUCUGAGUGCGAUGCGGAUGGAUUGAAGAAACAGACAGACGGUCUCGCUAGGGAGUACGACAGACUGCUUCAAGAACAUCAGGAGCUUCAGAAUGUUCAAAGUCCUGUGAACAAAAAAGAAGACUAGCCUGUGGAACAAGCACUCCACUGACCACCUGAAGUACACACAACCUUUUUAAUGGCGCACUUUUUCCUCCCCAAAGCGAAUCUUUUUGGGUCUCCUGUCGCCUGACUAUCUUCAAGGGGAGUUUCACGCCCACUUUCCUUUUUCUUUCUGGCACUGCGACUAAGACGAUUGCUGCUGGAGUCAAUGCUCUCUCUUUUUAGUUGGGAACUUCUCUGGAGCGAUAUUGGCAUGCUUUUCCAAGAGGGAAAAAAAGGCCCAUUCAGCAUGCCUUCAGCUGAGUCUUUCUCGGAAAUUGUUUCUCAAUCUCUGAAUGGAUCAUUCCCUUCUUCCUGACCUCCAUCACUCGUGAAAAGUUGCUGUUUUCAUACGUUUACAUUUAUUCGGAUGUGCACUGAGAAAUCGUUAUGUUCUCAUUAACUUUAAUUUUACAUGGUGAAGCAUAGUGGUAACAAUUUCCAACGUCAAGCAAAUUCCCCCAUGGCCAUCCUUGUCUUAAAUUGAAGAUGUGAAAUGAAAAAAAUGUGUUAUGGAAUGUUUUUGUGGUAUGUUAUGGUACAGUGUACGGGUUUUGCCACACGGGACGUUGAAUGUUGACACCCAAAUUCACCAAUGUUUCACUUCGUCUAUGGGGAAUGGGCUUUCUGCAUACCUUGUUCAUUUUGCUAGUCAAGUAUUGUAAAUCAACAUGUCUGUCGGGAAGUUGCAGAAUGUUUUUGAUGAUUUUAAUUUUUUUGUAUGGGUUUUUUUUUGUUGCUGUUUGUUUUGCAAGGUGGCCUCUUAUACAAAAGCAGCCCAACACAUUUUUAGGAUUGGUUAUUAAAAGUUAUAUUGAAAUGUAUUCAAUUUUACAAAAGUAAUCCUGAACAUUUAAAUACAUUCUGAUUUUUUUUUUUGUGAUGUAAGUUACAUGAUGGAUAACUUCCUUCUGGAAAGCCUCAUCGCCACUGUUAGUCUGUACAUAAUACUUGUGCCUGACACGGCCCAAUUCAAAAGACAGUAGUCACAAUACAUUUGAAACUCCCAUUUGGUUAAACAGCGCAUAUCGUCCAUCGAGACAAAGUCUUCCAAACAAUAUUCUCGACAUUUAUGAGGGCAUUAUACAUACAUACAUAUUCUGAAUGUACAAUUGCUCAGUGUAUCAGGAGGAUGUCCCGCUCCAGAAAAAAAUCUCGUGAACACCU